AUGCCUAGCCUCGGUUUUCUCAAGAAGAAGCGGAACAGGGACGCCAACACCGACCCUUCUGGUACAAGCCAACCAAGCAGUCCAGUCACCCUCACUGCUCCCAAGGGGGGCGACAGCAGCACCUCUGUCCUCUCUCCGUCGCCGCAUGAUAGUGCGGCAACCGCAACUCCCCCAUCCGCGUUGACACCGAAGCAAGAGGCACAGGGGAAGGCAGCAUCGACAAUGAACCAGCUACCAGUACAGCAGCCGCACUUCGCCCCGCCGGCACCCACUCCCUCCCCGGGCACGGAGCCGCAGAACCUGCCCAGCAUCUCCAACCUGAUCAAUCCGCCUCAGCACGACGGCAACGCGCAGUCCUACCAGCAACAAGCCCAAUCGGCAUUCCCCCUGCCGCCCACCAACGGCCGAGAGGCUGGUGCUACCCAGAACCAAAGCAACAUGUCCCAGCCGCAACAACAGCAACAGUCGGGCCAAGACUCACAAAUCCGCGUCACCAAGGGCAAGUAUUCGCUUGCCGACUUUGAGAUCCUGAGGACUCUUGGCACUGGUAGUUUUGGCCGGGUCCAUCUCGUCCAGUCGAGGCACAACCAGCGCUUCUAUGCGGUCAAGGUGUUGAAGAAGGCGCAAGUUGUCAAGAUGAAGCAGGUUGAGCACACCAACGACGAAAGACGCAUGCUGGGCGAGGUGAAGCACCCAUUCCUCAUCACGCUGUGGGGGACAUUCCAGGACGCACGGAAUCUCUACAUGGUCAUGGACUUCGUCGAGGGUGGAGAGCUCUUUUCCCUUUUGCGCAAGUCGGGACGAUUUCCUAACCCCGUCGCCAAGUUCUACGCAGCCGAGGUCACGCUCGCGUUGGAGUAUCUCCACUCAAGGAACAUCAUCUAUCGCGAUCUCAAGCCAGAAAACCUCCUGCUGGAUCGCCAUGGCCAUCUGAAGAUAACAGACUUUGGCUUUGCCAAACGCGUUCCGGACAAGACAUGGACACUUUGUGGUACGCCAGAUUAUCUGGCCCCCGAGGUCGUAUCCAACAAGGGAUAUAACAAAUCCGUUGACUGGUGGUCCUUGGGGAUCUUAAUCUACGAAAUGCUUUGCGGUUACACGCCUUUCUGGGAUGGGGGAUCGCCCAUGAAGAUAUACGAAAACAUUCUCAAGGGCAAGGUUAAAUAUCCACCGUAUCUCAACCCAGAUGCCCAGGAUCUGCUGGAGAGGCUCAUUACAGCCGACCUCACGAAGCGCCUGGGCAAUUUGUUUGGAGGUUCGCAGGACGUCAAGAGUCAUCCCUGGUUCGCCGAGGUGACGUGGGACCGCUUGGCGAGAAAGGACAUCGACGCUCCUUAUACACCACCUGUCAAGGCUGGGGCUGGUGAUGCGAGCCAAUUCGACAGGUAUCCGGAGGAGACGGAACGCUAUGGUCAGACUGGCCACGACGAGUACGGUAACCUGUUUCUCGAGUUCUAA
This is a messenger RNA of Thyridium curvatum, 1458 nucleotides long. RefSeq lists its product as uncharacterized. NCBI's taxonomy places the organism in Eukaryota, Fungi, Ascomycota, Sordariomycetes, Thyridiales, Thyridiaceae. The record is from RefSeq and is a predicted model, not a curated record. Bases 1 to 1458 code for a protein of 485 amino acids. Gene Ontology annotation, biological process: peptidyl-serine phosphorylation. The transcript is spliced from 4 exons. Gene Ontology annotation, molecular function: ATP binding; cAMP-dependent protein kinase activity. Gene Ontology annotation, cellular component: nucleus; cAMP-dependent protein kinase complex.